Messenger RNA from Macrosiphum euphorbiae (potato aphid), 546 nucleotides. The record is from the annotation of a GenBank genome assembly. Lineage: Eukaryota; Metazoa; Arthropoda; Insecta; Hemiptera; Aphididae.
AUGUCUGAACAUCUCAAAAAUCAUAGUCAAGACCAUGAACUAGCAGUGCCUCAAAAGUUAAAAAAGUAUAAACCAUCAACAUCAUUUGGUAAUUUAUCUACUGAAACAAGUCAAGACCAGGAACUAGUGCCUCAACAGUUAAAGCAUUCUAAAGCUAAACAAACAACAUUGUUUAGUAAUUUAUCUGCUGAAACAAGUCAAGAUUAUGAACUUGUGCCUCGGCCACAACAGUUAAAAAAGUAUAAGCCAAACCCAUUGUUUGAUAGUUUGUCUGAUGAAACAAGUCAAGAUUAUGAACUUGUGCCUCGGCCACAACAGUUAAAAAAGUAUAAGCCAAACCCAUUGUUUGAUAGUUUGUCUGAUGAAACAAGUCAAGACCAUGAACUAGCAGUGCCUCAAAAGUUAAAAAAGUAUAAACCAACAACGUCAUUUGGUAAUUUAUCUACUGAAACAAGUCAAGACCAAGAACUAUUGCCUCAACAGUUGGAACAUUCUAAAGCUAAACCAACAACAUUGUUUAAUAACUUAUCAGAUGAAACAAGGUAA